UUUAAGUCUUCCUGUUGGCACGCGCCAGAGAAAGCAGACGGUUGUCCCGUGCUGCGCCGUCAAAAGCAGCGUGCCAGAUGGAUCUGCUUUCAGCAGCAGCCGCCGCCGCCGCUGCGUCCCGUGGUGACAGGACUCCCCCGCCCCCCUCCCCUCUUUCUGGCUGCUCCACAAACUUGGACCUCUGCCUCUGUUCGCGGCCAGACGCCCCUCCAGCCCUGCGAUCCUCUGUGGCGUGAGACCCCAAAGGGACUCCCCAGCCAAGAACUAUUGCUGAACUAUCACCACAUCAACUUUCCCCCCUCUGCUGGUGAAGAUUUAUUUGCCCGGUAUAUUGUGGACGUGUGCUGGGAAUAACUGCAGAGUACGCACACCUCUAUUUUCUAUAUUUGUGUUAUUCAUCGGCGUCUCUUGUUCCAUUCGCACUGAUCCGCCCGUCCAAGAGCCGCAGACAGGUCCGAGGUCUCGGAGGGAUGCGCGAGCGAGCGCGAUGCUCUGCUCUCGUGCCUUCUUGUGGUUGCUAACGUAGGGACCGACAUGGGAUCGCGAACUAUGUGGAGUCACUCUUGAGGACCGAGUAGCCCGAGGAUGGCGGGCGUAACGCGGGAGGCACCUGUGAACUCCUCUCCGGCGGUGGCGUCCCACGCGGAGGGCGAAGAGAUCGAGGUUUUGGAAAGCACCGACGUUCUUCCCGUGGCCCCAGAGGAUCAAUGGAAGUCUCUGUUCGACAAGUAUGACUCGGAGAAUUCGGGCUUCAUCAGCACGGAGCGGUUCAGGGACCUGCUGGCGACCUACGGCUCUGAGCUCGACCCACACAAACUGGAAGUCCUAUUGGCCCUCGCCGAUGGCAACGCCGACGGGAAGAUCUGCUACCAAGACUUUGUCAACCUGAUGAGCAACAAGCGCUCCAACAGUUUCCGGAGGGCCAUCCUGCAGGGGAGCAGGCAGCUGAAGGGCUGCAGUCUGGGAGAUGAGGCCGGCUUGGGGCUGUCUCAGCGGCUGGUCCGACACGUCGCCUACGAGACGCUGCCCCGCGAGGUCGACCGCAAGUGGUACUUCGACAGCUACACCUACUGUCCCCCACCCUGGCUCAUCCUGGCUAUUACCAUUGCUGAGGUAGCCGUGUUCAUGUACUACGGGUUCCAGCUGGACCGCUUGGUCCUGCAGGUAUCGAGCCCCUCCUUCCUGAAGAGCCCCUUACCGUACCACCCACAGCUGCGGGCGCAGGCCUGGAGAUACCUCAGCUACAUUUUCAUGCACACUGGGAUUGAACACCUGAGCCUGAACAUGGCCAUGCAGCUGCUGGUGGGAGUCCCUCUAGAAAUGGUCCACGGAGCCGUGCGCAUUGGACUGGUCUAUGCGUGUGGUGUGCUGGCAGGGUCCCUGGCGGUGUCUGUCACCGACAUGACGGCUCCAGUGGUCGGCUCAUCCGGGGGAGUGUACGCUCUGGUCUCGGCACAUUUGGCCAAUGUGGUCAUGAAUUGGUCGGGAAUGAAGUGUCAGUUUAAGUUAUUCCGGAUGGCCAUGGCUCUGGUUUGCAUGAGCGUGGAGUUUGGUCGGGCGGUGUGGCUGCGCUUCUAUCCACCGGCCUUCCCUCCUUGUCCCAAUCCCAGCUUCGUCGCUCACCUGGGCGGGGUGGUGGUUGGCCUGACGUUGGGGGUGGUGGUCCUGCAAAACUACGAGCAGCGACUCCAGGAGCAGUCCUUGUUCUGGAUCUUCUUCUGCGUCUACACCUUGUUCGUGCUCUGCGCCGUCUUCUGGAACAUCUUUGCCUACAGCUUGCUCGACGUGCGACUGCCCCCUCCGCCUUGACUCGGCUUAUUGGAGGCCGACUGCAUGCCGGGUGUCCCCCCUUUGUUCAUCACCUCGGCCUAACCCUCAUCGCAGGGUCGUCAGACAGCCAACCUCGGUCUAUCACCAUACCUUUUUUUCAUCCCACCUGUUCCCUUUUCUGGUUAAGCCGUGCCAAUCGUUUCCCUUGAGCGUAUAAGCUGCCCUUCUCUGGCUCUUUGUGUACGUCUCUGUUGGAACUUUUGUCUCAAGCGUAUCUCAAGCGGGACUCAACAGAAACAAGCGGGAACAACCCCCAUCCACAUGGCUUAACCUCCUCCGCCUCUUCCUCCUCGAUCCAACGGUGCCUUCUCAUUGAGAUGUCAGCCUGAUGGAAGUAUUUCUGCAUAGUUGCCUCUUAUGUGGGGGGACAGCCGUGAAGCCCUCUGGUGCAAUUGGUUUUCAGACAGAAGAGAUCCUGAAAAUCCUGUACUGUGAGGUAUCAGUACAUUUAGAAUAAGAUCAUAUGAGAAUUUAGGCUGAGUUGGUGUUUUGUCAUCAUUACAAGCAGCUCAAAAGCAUGGGAGAUUUAGAUUAUACAGACGGCAGGAUGGCUCAACAUCUUCUCGUUUGUAGGCAGAGCAUGGAGUAUCUAGGCUACAGCAUCCUUCACAAGUUGAAUUGACCUUUUAGAGGAAGUGUGGGUUGAUUUUCAGUGUUGCCUUCAGCAUUUGUCACUUCCCAUAGAGAAGGAUUCAUUUGUGUUAAGCGCUAUUUGAACCUCAAACUCGUGUCUUUUGACCUUUUUUGUGUGCAAGUAGUGUGACAAUUGUACCAUUGUGCAAACAGAUUAGUGGGGAAAAAAAGAAGCAGAAGUGCCAUUCAGAUUUUUAAGCUUUUGAAAAUGAUGCCAAAACAUUGCUACAAGCACUGGGGAGGAAGGGGAGGGGGGGGGGCACAUACCCUGACAGGAAUUGAUUUUGUGCUAGCAAAACAAAUCUUUGUCUGUCAGGAGGCCGUCACAUGUAACAGAAGAUGUUAAUGAUCUGUAACACCCUUUUUGUCAUUUGUGUUGUCCUUUCGAGGCAUUUGCAGUGUUUUUUGUGAUUGGUUAACAAUAACAAAUAAGUUAAGAGGUGAUGAAUUCAAGUGGGAUGAGACUAAUAAAACAUUCAGCAGAGGGGACGGGCAUACUUUUGGGGGGGGGGGGGGUCUUUAUUUCAUUACCAAAAGUAGAAGAGCACACAUGGCUGACCUAGACUACAACCGGGCUGGGGUCGUUUCACUCCCAUAUCAGGAAAGAAGUAAAUCAAUGCCCCCUCAUUAGUUCCUGUCACAAUGUAAAUUGUGAAUUGAUUGAACCGGGAUGGAAAACGACCCCAGCCCUCAGCUGUCCUUCUCAAACAGUACUGUACUUUGACCUCAUGUUACCCUGGUAACUGCUUCGCACAAACAUUAUUAUAAUGUAAUUAUAUACAGAUUAAUAUUUUAUCAUGCAUUUGCUGUUGAUUAUUAUUAUUUUUUUUUACUUGGUGAUAUUGGUAUGUGGUGUGAAUUGUGUGGUCGGUCUGCAUUGUGAUACGCUAGUUAAUAUCUGUAUUGUAGCCUAUUUAAAAGUGGGUUCAAGAUGGUCUUGGUUUGUAUAUAAUAAGGGCUACGACACAGUACGGGGGGGGGGGUAAAUCGUUGAUACUAUUUUAACAUUGUGCAUAUAUUGUAGAUUUGAUAUGUACAUACUGGAGUACAUUAAACACUUUUUUUGUACAGAA
Messenger RNA from Pseudoliparis swirei, 3536 nucleotides. RefSeq names its product rhomboid, veinlet-like 3 (Drosophila) (gene rhbdl3). Gene Ontology annotation, molecular function: calcium ion binding; serine-type endopeptidase activity. The transcript has 10 exons. NCBI's taxonomy places the organism in Eukaryota, Metazoa, Chordata, Actinopteri, Perciformes, Liparidae. Gene Ontology annotation, cellular component: membrane. The record is from RefSeq and is a predicted model, not a curated record. Bases 586 to 1809 code for a protein of 407 amino acids.